Molecule: messenger RNA, 1554 nt
Organism: Corticium candelabrum
Lineage: Eukaryota; Metazoa; Porifera; Homoscleromorpha; Homosclerophorida; Plakinidae
Product: protein decapentaplegic-like
Exons: 2
Coding region: 151-1287 (378 amino acids)
Cellular component (GO): extracellular region
Molecular function (GO): growth factor activity; cytokine activity
Source: RefSeq, a predicted model, not a curated record
UCGAGAGAACUCCGCAGACGUCGUCUUUACAGUUGGGACAAACGGAUGGUCUUUGACGAGUAACACGAUCUUUGAUAGCGUUGUCGAUUAUUACUCCGGUGCGUCGGAAGAGAAGCCAGCCUCAGCUACUCGGUCUCCGAGGUGUGCAUAAUGAAUUUUAGCGUGGUCCGAGUGACAACUAUUAGAUCCCGCACAUCAUCAUCGAUUCACAUGUUCCAGAUGGACGGGAAGGCGUUGUUGUUGUUGUUGUUCUAUUGUACUCUAUUCGUCAACGGAGAAACGUCUGACGGGGCAAAGAACGAUGGGUUGUUGUCAACAUUGCUAACCGAAUUUCUAGAGUUUGUUGGUGUGCCAAUGCCGCGCAAGAAAGUGCCUGUCGACGGGGAAAUGGUUCAGUACAUGUUGAAGUUGUAUAAUGCUCACCAGGAUUAUCUAGAAGGUCGUUCGAUGAAAUCCCCGCUACUGUUCGAUGACGAGACCGUAUGGGGGAUUCCAACUAUAUCGGCAAAAGGUUCUUCAGCCGUCGACGGGCGGAACAACGGGCGCUUGAGGUUGGCAGUCGAAUUAUCUGGCCUUGACCGCACUACGAGCUCAGAACUGACUCGAGCAAGUCUGCGAAUUUCGUGGAACUGGAUGGAGAAUUGCAGGCUGCGAGUGACUUUCUACGGCAGGGUCGGACAUCACGCAGGCUGGAGAAAAAUCGAUGCCGGUGCUGUUCUGCGGCCAGAAAGGAGCGGAAGCAGGAUAGAGGUCGAUGUCAAAAACCUUGUUGGAAGUUGGCUGCGAAAUAGACGUCGUCACCAUUAUGACUCUGUCAUCGUAGACGUCGAUCCGGUAGAUUGUGAUGACGACAGACUGAUUGCGGAUUCAAAUGAACCAUUUUUGGUUGUGUUUGCGAGUCCUCGUCAUGAUCCGUUACCUAGAGCCGGCUCACGGAGGCGCUCUGAGAGAUCUGCACGCUCUACAACGAAACGAUCUGGAGGCUGCGAGCUACUUCCUAUGGUCGUCGACUUUACUGAGCGGGGAUGGAACACGUGGAUUAUUGCUCCUCGACAAUACGACGCUGGAUUUUGCAAUGGCUCUUGUGUUUCGCACAGAGUUAGAGGUUUCACUCCACACGCGAAGGCAAUCGCACACGCUCAACUUUCAUUACCUUAUAAACUUGGUGCACCGACGUGUGCUCCUUCUAAGCUACAGGGUCGUAGUAUUCUUUAUAAGCAUCCAGAUGGAACUGUGACGGUGAAGACCUUGAAAGGAAUGGUAUGUAAAAGCUGCGAGUGUAGAUAAGACAAACGAAGAUUGAUACUAAAGUGUGAAGUAAUAGACAGUAUUUUACUACUAUGGAGUAAUGUUACAAACUGGCCUUCUAGCUAGCUCAUUUGUUGAUCACAUACACAACCGUGGAAUAGUCGUUUUGGCAUACACUGUAACUAGAAGAAAUCAGACUUGAGAUCUCUUCAACAUGACCACAGAAACUGCUUUAUGUAAUCACUUUCAGUAAGUGUUUUGUGGGAUACCAACUUGUUUAGGUACACUUUCUUACAUCAUUACAAC